AUGUUUACCACCGAUUUUAUUGAAAAGAAAAACAACGAAGUAAUCAUCGAUGACAUUGAUAGCGAUGUCUUCGAGCAGUUCCUACAGUAUCUCUACACUGGAAACUGUGACAAAAUGGAAAUCAAUUGCCGAGAAAAUUCUGUCCCAAAUCGCAAUCGUUUCGGACAAAAAUCGGAAGAAAUUACUCAAAGAUUGUCGAUUAGUUGUCGGCAAAGAAGAUCAGAAAGAGUUUUUCGUUCAAAACUGUUUCUCAGUUCAAAGUCGGAUGUCUUCGAUAGGAUGUUUACCACCGAUUUUAUUGAAAAGAAAAACAACGAAGUGAUCAUCGAUGACAUUGAUAGCGAUGUCUUCGAGCAGUUCYUACAGUAUCUCUACACUGGAAACUGUGAUAAAUUGUAUGAAAUGUUGGAUGAAUUGCUAUACGUUGCCGACAAAUAUAUGGUAUCUUCGCUGAAGACUAUUUGUUUGAAUUUGAUUUUUUGA
Messenger RNA from Oppia nitens, 483 nucleotides. Its product is annotated as speckle-type POZ protein-like. Gene Ontology annotation, cellular component: nucleus; cytoplasm. Gene Ontology annotation, biological process: regulation of proteolysis; proteasome-mediated ubiquitin-dependent protein catabolic process. Gene Ontology annotation, molecular function: ubiquitin protein ligase binding. The transcript has 2 exons. Bases 1 to 483 code for a protein of 160 amino acids. The record is from RefSeq and is a predicted model, not a curated record. Lineage: Eukaryota; Metazoa; Arthropoda; Arachnida; Sarcoptiformes; Oppiidae.